UCUUUGACAUAAAAAUGAGAGAAAUGAGGAUAAUUUACAGCGGAAAAUAUUGAAAUAAAUAUUUACAUUGCGCGAAUAACCUUCUAAAACUAAUGAUCAAAGUGCAAUUAGAUAACAGGUUUUAUGACAUAGUUUGUGCAAGGGGCAUAGAUAGGAUAACCUACUAAAAUGGCGUCUGAAUAUGGAAAAUUCGGUCCAUUAGUGGGGGCGAUCGACGAAGGAACCUCGAGCGCCCGCUUCAUACUCUUCAAAGCGAACUCCUGCGAGGUGGUGGUGUCACACCAGGAGGUGUUGGAGCAGCAUUUCCCUCAGGAGGGCUGGGUGGAGCAAGACCCGUGCGCUAUACUGGAAGUGGUGACCACUUGUGUCGCUAGAGCCGUCGAGCAGCUGGUGGCUUUAGGCGGAAACCCGAAGGAUAUAAUAGCAGUUGGAGUGACAAAUCAGCGGGAGACCACUAUAGUUUGGGACAAAUACACUGGGAAGCCCCUACACAAUGCCAUUGUCUGGCUCGACAUGAGAACAUCAUCCACUAUUGAUAAGCUGCUGGAUUUAGUGCCAAACAAGACCAGAAAUAAAAACUAUUUGAAGCCACUAUGCGGUUUGCCGAUGUCUCCAUACUUCAGCGCAGUGAAACUUCGUUGGCUGAGUGACAAUGUGGAUGCAGUCAAACAGGCAAUGAAGAGAGGCAGUUGCUGCUUUGGCACUGUUGACACUUGGAUCAUAUGGAAUUUAACAGGGGGGCCCAAUGGUGGCAAGCACGUGACCGACGUGACCAACGCAUCACGAACCAUGCUCAUGAACAUUGAGACACUCUCUUGGGACCCGCUUCUCAUGAAGUUCUUUGAAGUGCCUAAGUCAGUGCUGCCUGAAAUUAAGUCCAGCUCUGAAGUGUAUGGUCACAUAGCUGCCGGUCCACUAAAGGGCGUCCCCAUAUCUGGCUGCCUCGGGGACCAGCAGGCUGCGUUGGUCGGCCAGAUGUGCUUGCAGAAGGGCCAAGCUAAGGCCACCUACGGUACGGGCUGCUUUGUGCUGUACAAUACCGGCGACGUGCGCGUCACCUCUAGCCGUGGUCUGCUCACCACCGUUGCAUACCAGCUGGGUGCACAGAGCCCGCCGUGCUACGCGCUCGAGGGCUCGGUGGCCGUAGCUGGCGCGGCGUUGAGUUGGCUGAAAGACAACAUCGGGCUGAUAGCAAGCGCCAAGGAGUCGGAGGCGCUGGCCGAGAGAGCGACCGAAAGCGGCAGCGUGGUGUUCGUGCCGGCCUUCAGCGGCCUGUACGCGCCCUACUGGCGGCAGGACGCGCGCGGGGUAAUCUGCGGCAUUACGGAGGAUACGAACGAGUCGCACAUCGUGCGUGCGGCGCUGGAGGCGGUGUGCUACCAGGUGCGCGACAUCCUGGACGCCAUGAACGAAGAUUGCGGCAUACCGCUGCAGAUACUUAAGGUGGAUGGCGGCAUGACGUCCAACGCGCUGGCGAUGCAGCUGCAGGCUGACCUGGUGGGCAUCGACGUGUGGCAGGCGGCCGUGUCGGAGAGUACGGCGCUGGGCGCAGCGCUGGCGGCAGGCUGGGCGGUGGGUGGUGCGGGGGGAGUUCCAGGGGCGGAGCUUGUACUGCCGGCUGCGCGCGUGUACCGUCCGCGCACUGCCGCCGACGAGCGUGACCUGCGCUACCGCCACUGGAAGAUGGCGGUCGAGCGCUCUCUCGGCUGGGAGCUCGACUAAGUGCCACUGGAGCCUUCCUCUAAUAUAUUUGUUGAAGUAAAACUUCUUUACACGCUUGCUUUGGGGAAUAAGUUGGUAAGUGCGUCAUAAAGUGUAAUCGAGCGAGGCUUUUAAGAUGCGUGUCGCCAUCUACAGGUAUAGUGAAACUGUGCUUCUUAUUUUAAAUGACCAGUAAAUGGCGUUCUUAAAGAACUUUGAAACAAUCCCUUUUUGUACACUUCAAGUAUCUGUUGCGAUGCGUUGCAGCCUAACACGCGCUUAUAGAUGGCGCUUUGUUUUUUUUGGAAGAAGUUUUACUUUAGUCGUGUGGUCUAAAGCACACUUGUUUUUAUUUUUUAGAUAUUUGUUACGUUACGCGAUACGCCGGCGCUGGCUAACGAACGUAACGGUAAAGAAUCUAAUCGAAUUUUCAGUAAUUAUCAUGUAACGCGAACCUCAGUUACGGCCUAAAUAUGUAGUCACCCACUCCUAUGGAUGAAUCCUAAUACAGGAUAAGCAUAAUGUUUAGAUAAUUUAUCGUGGAAAUUUACUAGGCGCUGCUCUACUAGAACUCCUUAUCAGUGAGCCAAGUUUCAGAUGUCCACAGUUGAAGCAACAAUCGCUGAACCAAACUAUUGAAGCUUAUUACAUAAACCCCUUACAUUUUGGUAAUCAAUUUUUCGAGGUCCUUGCCUUCGACUCUGUAGAGGGCCGGUCGAUUACUUUAUCUGGUUUCACGUUUGUUUCAUGCCUAUUUUUUUUUACCGCAGCAAACUCAACGUCAACUUGCCACGACCCUCUAAUCGGCACCUUACGUUCCUUACCUCUACUGUUGGUUUUAUUGUAAUAUCGUCUCCUUGCCCUUUUCAAACUUAAGUGGGUCGGCAAAACAAUUCAAUCUCUUCCAUUUGCUUCCCCUUUUACUCACUAGAUGUCCUCUUUUACAUACUCCAGGCAACACUUCUUUUGCCUUCCUGUGUAUCUUGUAUCCUUCUUCUUUUCUCUGUGUAUUUCUUGAUUCCUCCCGAUUGCAAUUUCAACAUUCUUGUGGUAGUAUGACUUUCGUACAUACUAGUCACUUGGAGGAUUCAUGAGUAUUCAACGCCUUCGAACAGCCGUUAAUUCUGCUUGUAUGUUGCGACCGUAGAUAGAGAAGUAAAUAGACAGACAGAAAGUAAAUAUCAUAGUUUCCAUAAAAAAGAUACACACCGGUGGACUAAACGAGAGAAAUAAUUCAAUUGAUUGAUGUCAUGUCACGUGCCUUUUUAUUCAAGAACAACGAUGGUUAAAACAAAAGUUUGAUAAUUAUUGGUAAUAAAGGAGACGUUCCUUUUUAGAUCAGUGGACCUAAUAUUCCACCAAACGACGUAUUUCGUAAAGAGAAAUGGACAAAUGUACGCCAAUAGCAGCGCAACCGGAAAUAUCGCUAUCUCAGUCGUUGCGUUUGUACGAAAGAGAUGAGACUAUAGCUUGGCAACUUUGUUCGUAACACUCCCGAUGUUGCGCGCGGGACGGGGGGCGUGUAGCAAAGAAUAAAAAGACCCACGACUGAUGGACCUCACUUCCCCGAACGCAUAAUAUCACACCCGCGCAGUCUUUCCGCCCGUCACCCGCAUAUCAUGGGAGUGUUAUCAAAGAACUUGCCUAUGUCAUUUUGUCUAUUUCUCUUUAUUUUAUUUACGAACAAGGACAUAUCUGUCCUUGUUAGCACUACAGGUCUGUGCACCAUUAAAAUAUAAAAAAUACAGGGAUUUUAUUAAAAAUAAAAUAAGUGUUUAAAUCGAACUAAAUAACAAAUUGACCACUUCAAUAAAUGAUAAUUCUUGACAAUUGUCAGCAAAUUUCAAACGACAUAAGUUGCAAACUCCUAUUCUAUUCUAUUUGUGCUAAGAAAAUUAGAAAGUAUGUAUAGUCGCCGGCAAGUAAGUUGAACCAAAGUGACAGUUAUUUUCGCAGGUACAACAAACUAGUGUUAGAUGCGUGCUCCGUAGUUGACUACAGAUGACUAAUAAUCAAAAGGAAAAUGCUCAACGGCCAAUACAACGGAGGCCCAGGGAACCCAGAUAAAAAGCAAAUGGAUAUGAUAAUAUGAUGUAUAAAUAAGAAUCUAUAUAAAUAAUUGGUCAACGUGUUUCUAUGGGUACUCGUGGCACCUCUAGCCUUUUUACAUCGCUAACACCCGAUUAUGUGUAGUGUAACUGCGCAUAGUUCAACUUACAGGCCGCUUACUUAUAUAUCUACAGGGCGCUCGGGAGUAUUUCCCAUAACUUCUAGGUAUUAACGAGACCACUUAUAGGAACCGAACUACUUAGCUAAUUAUGUUUUAUAUACAAAGUAAUUCAAACAAUGCCGACUAUCCAUGUAACACACGCCAAGGUAACAAAGCGACAACGUUGCAUUUUGAAACAUAAAUAUCAUUAUUAUAAGGAUGCCUAUAAGGGACACAUUUUAAGAUCUAUUUACAAAAGAAAUAUUAUUUACUCCGAAAAUAUUCAUUUUAUAAUACAUGUUCCUUGAACAUUUUGAAUUAAUUUUUGUUAAAAAUAUAGCCCUAGAGUUAUAGGAAAUUCUCCCGAGCAACCUGUAUAUUGUAAAAUCCUAGUUCGCUUUAACAAUAUCAAAUUGCAAUAUUAAUUUGCCUUUUAUGUUUAUGCUGAUUGUUCCUUAUACAUUAAAACAGCCUUACCUCGCAUACUCACUGACAAUAAAGUAGCCAACUAUAGAAUAUUUAUUUAGCACUCAAGUACCUAAUUAGUACUCAGUUAUUAGUAGAUGUAUCGUAUACAAGUGUAAUGGUGCGCUUACACGGGAAAUGGGGCAAUACGUCAUCAACCCAUAUUCGGCUCACUGCAGAGCUCAAGUCUCCUCUCAGAAUGAGAGGGGUUAGGCCAAUAGUCCACCACGCUGGCCCAAUGCGGAUUGGCAGUCUUCACACACGCAGAGAAUUAAGAUAAUUCUCUGGUAUGCAGGUUUCCUCACGAUGUUUUCCUUCACCGAUUGAGACACGUGAUAUUUAAUUUCUUAAAACGCACACAUCUGAAAAGUUAGAGGUGCAUGCCCCGAAUCGGAUUCGAACCCACACCCUCCGGAAUCGGAGGCAGAGGUCAUAUCCACUGGGCUAUCACGGCUCUAACUCACGGGAAAUGGGGCAAUAAAUAUAGUUAAUAUUUUCUUUUUUUGGUAUAGGUACCGCCUCAAUACUGCAUGAGCAAGAUUGGUUUAUCCAGACGUUGCAGUUAAUUGUUUAAUAUUGUCACGACGUCAUAUUUAAUCAAUAUUGCCUAGAAAAGAUACUCGUAGUAAUUUUCUCGUGUAAGUGCGCCUUAAGAUAAGACAUUGGAACAUCAUUCCAUUGUAUAAGUUUAUAAUAGAAUUUAUUUAAGUACUCAUAAGUACCUAUAUUGGGAACGUUUUGUAUAUUUUAAAAGUAUAAAUAAAUGUUAUAUAAAUACAA
Messenger RNA from Bicyclus anynana (squinting bush brown), 5155 nucleotides. RefSeq names its product glycerol kinase (gene Gk1). Gene Ontology annotation, cellular component: mitochondrion. The record is from RefSeq and is a predicted model, not a curated record. Lineage: Eukaryota; Metazoa; Arthropoda; Insecta; Lepidoptera; Nymphalidae. Gene Ontology annotation, biological process: glycerol-3-phosphate biosynthetic process; triglyceride metabolic process; glycerol metabolic process. Bases 169 to 1722 code for a protein of 517 amino acids. Gene Ontology annotation, molecular function: glycerol kinase activity. The transcript has 9 exons.